This is a messenger RNA of Chroicocephalus ridibundus (black-headed gull), 6840 nucleotides long. RefSeq names its product ring finger protein 43 (gene RNF43). Gene Ontology annotation, molecular function: frizzled binding; ubiquitin protein ligase activity. The transcript is spliced from 9 exons. NCBI's taxonomy places the organism in Eukaryota, Metazoa, Chordata, Aves, Charadriiformes, Laridae. Gene Ontology annotation, cellular component: plasma membrane. The coding region runs from base 1157 to 3658 and encodes 833 amino acids. Gene Ontology annotation, biological process: Wnt receptor catabolic process; ubiquitin-dependent protein catabolic process. The record is from RefSeq and is a predicted model, not a curated record.
UCUCUUCGUAGCUGUAUGAUCACUGUAACUUUGGUUUUAAUUGGAAAAUAUCCCCAGUCUGAAUUCUCUCAGUUAUGAAGAUUCCUCGAUACGUUUCAUGUGACCUUUGGGCAGACCAUGGAACUUCGUAUUUUAUUUUGUGGGGCCUUUAGUCGGGAUCUUCUUAAUGUGUGCUUGGAAGUGGUCAUACCGGAACUCAGGCGUGCACAGAAAUAGUGUGAGAGAAACCAGAUAUGCUGUAACUUUUUUGCUUGAUACCUGUUUGGCUUGGUAUCUAAAGCUUUUAAAGUGUUUUGGGGCCUUUUUAGUUCCUGGGAACUUGAAACCAUGAAGAGAAGCUCCGUGCUCUAUUAAUUAACCUCGAGAGCUGCACCCGGAGUCAGACUCUGAACAUGGAUUGCUAGGAGGAAAGUAAAGCUGAUCGCCAAAUGUGAAUGAAGCACUUCUGGCACGAGAAGGAUGGAAGGGAUCGGCUCUAUUUGGAAGAGAACAGUACAGAAGCAAACUUUCUUUUUGCCGUAAAUUCAAGAAAUAGCCCCUGCGUAAUUUUGGAGAAGGAUACUGAUAACCGCGGAUCGUGUUGAGCUUAUGUUGUGGGAAAUGCUGGCAAGAAGGUGAGGUGCCUCUCAAGGGUAUUUGAGAUGGAUGUUUCGGACCUGUGGAUCUUCCUAACUCUUGGGCAGGAGACACGAGGGCACCGCGUCCGUGGGGAGAACUCCCCGUGCCUCACCUCCGCGGCACUGACGAGUUCCCAGUGCUCCCUGGAGUUCCUGUAGGUCUGAACUGAUUUCUUGCUUGCAACCUGUUUCGCUGAUCUUUCUGGAUUUAUCUGCUGGAGGAGGGACUCAUAACUUAGGAGAUAUAUAUAUUAUUUUUUUCUUUAGUUUGUUUGUUUAAAAUAUGCCUUUGAGCUCCCAGCGGCCUUUGAGCACGUGGCACCAAGGAAGAGAAAUGGUGAUGGCGAGAACCGGAGACGUUGUGCGGUGAGCAGCGCUGGCGGUGCCUGAGCCCCUCUCUCCUCUCUCCCACCUCCCCGUCGCCGGGACUGCACGCUCAGACACCCGACGAGCUUUGCUGACUGCUGGAGCCUGCCGCAGGGUGAGGACGCGUUCCGGAGCGGUAUGUGUGGCCGGAGCCCGCUGCUGCAGCUGGUAGCAUGAGUGCUGGCCCCCAGCUGCAGCUGGCUGUCCUCUGGCCUUGGCUGCUCAUGGCGACCCUGCAGGCAGGACUGGGCCAUACAGGGCUGGCGCUGGUGGCGGCGGUCGAGUCGGAGAGGUCAGCGGCGCAGAAAGCCAUCAUUAGGGUGAUCCCCCUGAAAGUGGAGCCAAUCAUUCUGGAAGGGGAGUUUGCAAACGUCGCUGAGGUGACUCCAGCCGAAGGAAAACUGCUCCAGUCCCACCCGCUGUCCCUGUGCAACACCAGCGAGGAUGAACACACCGAGUCGGGGUUCAUCACCAUCGUCAAGCUUGAACAGCCGGAUCGGGAUCCCAACCCCUGCCUGUCGCUGGCUAACAAGGCGAAGCUGGCGGGGGAGCGUGGAGCCCGUGCCAUCCUUUUUGACAUUACCGAUGAUGAAAGCGCUGCUGAUCAGCUGAGAAAGCCCCGAGGUCUGAGUCAGCCUGUGGUUCUGAUCAGGGGCCAUGAUGCGGAGCUUCUCAUGGGCGUCGUGAACAAGAACAGAGAGGCCCACGUGAAGAUAGAGGUCAAGGAGCCACCAGCUUGGCCAGACUACGACGUGUGGAUUCUUCUCACGGUGGUCAGCACCGUGGUCGUCAUCAUUUUGAUUUUUGUUGUUCGCACAAAGUGCCAGCUGAACAGGACUCAGGACCCCUUGCAGCAGCAGACCAUGCAGGCCAUCGGGCAGCUGGCCACGCGCAAGUACCAGGCAAGGUGCCGGCAGGCGUCGCGGUGGGACUCGGCCAGCAGCUGCAGCUCAGCCCCGGUCUGUGCAAUUUGCCUGGAGGAGUUCAGCGAGGGUCAGGAACUGCGGAUCAUCUCCUGCUCCCAUGAGUUUCACAGGGAGUGUGUUGACCCCUGGCUGCAGCAACACCACACGUGUCCACUUUGCAUGUUCAAUAUUCUUGCCAGAGAAUCGGUGGACCAGGCCACAGCCGCUGGCUCCAGGCUGGCUCCUCGGGACAUGGAGCCCGGACGGCGUCUCCACCUUUUCCGCCAGCACCCAGGACAUGCCCUUUACCACCUCCCACACGCGUAUCCUCAGAGGAACUUCAGGAGGUUUCCCCCAGAGCCAGCCCACGGCAACCCCUUCUUCCACUCUCCAGAGCUCUCCCAGCUGGAUUUUGGCACCAUACACUACAUGCCUUACAGGCCAGCCACCUCCCUGCUCGCCUGUGGCCACCCGUCCCCCCUGGCCCCGGGCUUGCUGGGCCAGCAGCAUCCCAGCCCCUCGGCGUGCGGGCAGACGCUGCCACCCCACAGGACUUGUUCUCUCCAGCCCCAGCCCCCCUGCCUGGGGCUGAAGGCAGCCCUGGCGCAGAAGCAGCACCGUGCCCCCGCCCUGCGCCGGGGGGGCGGCCACGGGCACCAGCACAACAGCAGCGGCUCUGGGGAGAGCUAUCUCACGGAGCACAGCGGGUACCUGGCAGACGGGCCGGGCAGCGACUCCAGCUCGGGGCCCUGCCAUGGCUCCUCCAGUGACUCCGUGUUGAACUGCACGGACGUCAGCCUGCAGGGCAUCCACGGCAGCUGCUCCACUUUCCGCAGCUCCCUCAGCAGUGACUACGACCCCUUCGUGUACUGCAGCUCGGAGGGACCCGCCACGGACAAUGGCCAGGAGCGGCCGCGGCCACCAAGGGAGACACGGCCCAGGUCCCUGGACCUGAUGGUGCCUGGGGGGGCUGCUCCGGCCAAGCCCCAGGUGCUCAGCCACGUCCACUACCACCACCACCAGCACCAUCACUACAGAAGAGAUGCGGAGUGUCCACCGGGGCGGGCUGGGCAGGGGCCUGGGCAGCGCAAAUCCCGGUACUCUGGGGCCAAGGUUGGCUUCCACGGUGCUCGGACACAAAAGAGGACUGAGAAAAGCCAUCACUCUCAGCAGCCUCUGGAAAGCAGUGCUGUGCUACCGGAGGCAGCUCUGGCAGGACAGCCAGCCUGUCCCCAGCAAGGCCGGGAGCCCCCUCAUGUCCCCUCCGCUUCUCCAAACAGGUUGGACUUCAGUGUAGAUGCCAACAGACAAUCAGGAGCAGCUGGCACAUCCCCUGUCCCACUGCCCCCAAGACACAGCUUACAGAGCCGUCAUCACCGAAGGAAAAGAAAGUGUCCCCUCGAGCCCGACCCCGCUCUCCUGCCCCAGGACUCAGCCUUGCCCAAAGCCUGUGAUGCUCACGUUCCUCACGGCCAUCCCGCUGGCUACCGCUGCUCGCCCGAAGUCCAGCCCCUGAUUCCAAGCGCUCCCCUGCCCUGCAGCUCGGGCUCUCGGCCGCUCUGGAAGUGUUUAGUGCCGCAGUCCGGCUCUGAGCUGAAAAAGCAGGAGGAGGGGUUGUCAGGACGGGAGGGAAACCGCGCCGUUCCUGCUGAUUUCUCAGGGACGGGCACCUCCAGACACAGUCUGAGUCUUCACCUUCACUGCCCGGCUCAGCAGGGUGGUCAGGGAUCUGAAGAGGAGGCCCAGGAUGUCCAUGAACACUCGGUUUAAUAAAACACUGGCCUGUUUGCUUACUGGAGAGCUGGAGCAGACAAAGAUGUUCAGCACACCAGCCGUAGAGGAGCUCACAUCUUGCUCUCUGCACAGGCAAUGCAUAAUAACCGGCCCUGACCUGCACGGCCCAUGCCAAGAUGCAGACUGCCAAUAAGCAAUGUGACACUUGUCAUCUCCUCACACGUUCCCACGUUGCGAUGGUCACACAAACACAGAGCCAUGUUCUCCAGAUCCCUUUCUCCUUUGAAGGCACAGGCACAUCUUCAUCCUGUGGCAUCUGUGUGCGUGGGCUGGCUCGCUCAGAGACCGGUCCUGGGAGUCAUCAGCUGGAGAGCUCGCGGAGUGAGUGCAAGCUGCUAUUUUGGCAUGUUCAUGCCACAGAAGGUUUUGCUAAACACUUCAAAAAUAAACAAGCCUUCGAGACCAAAAGCUGCAGAAAUGACUUUCUGUGGCCAGGUAGCUCCUGACUUCAUUUCCUCACUUAGGUCAAAAGCUAGACUUCUUCAUUUAACUUUUCCACUCUUAAUUCAGAUACAGGAACAAGCUAUUCUCCAUCUCACCACUCACAGGUCUGCCCUGCAAAGUGCUUCUUCUGACUUCAUUGGAAACCAGCAGCUCUCACCACUUUCGAUCACUUCAUUGUCCCUCAGCUGAUGCCAUCUCAGCCAUUUGCUGUGUUUUGCCAGCAGCAGGAGAGGUGAAGACCCGGAGACAAUGUCAGCAUUUCUGGGAAGGAGCUGGGUCAGGCUCUUUCCAUUGCAAAGAAUCCACCUUCUCAUCUGGCAACAUGAACAAAUCUCUCACUCAUCCUCUAACUCCUCCACCUACCCUCAAAAUAGGUGUGGUGUCCAGCCCUGUUACAAGCAACUCAUUUGUUGAGCACAUUUGAGACCUGAGAUGCCCCCGCCACAGGAGUCAUGGAAUACCCUUGAGUUCACAUGGCUCCCGCUUCUCUCCUUCCUCCCUCAUUGUCCCAAGACACAGCAAAAGUUCCCAGCAAAAGCACCCAUAAUAAACGCAGAGCAGAGCCCCCAUCCAUCACCCAGCCUUACCUUCAUAUUUCUGAGAUACCCAAAAUGAUCCUGCAAAGAAAAUUUUCAGAAUUCUGCCUUUUCUAACAUUUUGAUGAUGGAGAGAGAAAACUUGAGAAAUUGCUAGGCUCUCAGUUUAUUACUUUAUUUCCCCCCUCCCAUUUGCAGCAUUUUUUUUGGAAUGUCACUAGUUCUUAUUUCCUACAUCUCAUAAUUUGGGGACAUUCAAGUAAAAUAAAACCUGCCAAAUUCAGAGCAUAUAGGACCCAAACAGUUUUCAUACAGCAGGGAAUUAGACUGUCGAGUUCAUUGCCCUAAAUGAUCGUUCAGGCCAAAGAAUUAGCCAGAUUCCCACGUGAAGUGCGGGUUUAUAUGGCACCAAGCGUUUCCAGAGUUAAUGCUAACGAAGCAGGGGUGAGGCUACAACACUGGAGCUGAAGGUAACUCCUGAUGAUUUGAAACCUGCUGUAGGGACAGAGCUCAGUGCUCAGUAAGUUUUGUGUGUCUUCCGUUGAAGCAGCAGCUGCUUCCCCAUUUGAAGAGAGCACACUGGUCCUGUAGUCCCAGUUCAGGAUAAUCCUGCCUCUACCUUUCUUCGUUGGUGAGGAAAGCUUUUUACGGGGUUUGCUGCCCUUCGCCUUUGAAAAAGGCAUCUUUGUCCCAGCUGCUAAUCAGUCACUGACAUUCAAGUCAUGGUAUUAAAAGUCAGCCAAUAGCACUGUUUUAAAGCAAAACAUUAUUCCCUUGCUAGUGUUCAUUUCUCGUCUCCUGUGACCAAGCCACUGCAGUACCUUUCAGUCUAGGGAAGGCCUGAAUUUCUUUCAUCAAAGAACCCAGCAGAAUUCUAUUUUAACCUUUCCAGGCUCUUCUCGCUUGUCUUACAGAGCAAGCAGGAGACACGAGCUCAGCUGUUUUCUCCCUUGCAGGGAAGUCAGUCUUAAACUAGAGGAAAAAAACCCAGGAGCGGGUCUAAAUUCCCCCUGUUCAACUUCUUGUGCACGUGGUCUGUGGCUUGUCUCAACCAGCUCCCUACCUCCUUAGCCAUCCUGGAGGGCUCGGGUGACUUUACAGAGGGGAGGGUCAUGAAGUCUGGGUGCUCCCACUGGUUUCUUUAGGAGUCAAGAAGGCUGAGAGCCUCCAGGGAUGCAUUUCACUGCCUCAAAGGAAUGAGCAUCUAGUUUGCAGCCUAAAAGUCCUCCUCUUUUUCCCUCCUUAUCCUUAAAAAAAAAGGAGGGCUCUGAAUCUGCGGCAAGCCCCAAGCUUCUUGGAGAAAGUGGUGAGCAGUAACGCACCCUUUCCACUCCCUACUGCAGUAUUACCAGGCUGCGCAGGGCAAUGCCUGCUUUAAAGUGUUUUCUUUUCCUGAUGUUAUGCUGCUGCUCCUUUUCAUCUAGAUAACGGACAUCCUAGAUGCCGGGCUCCCUCCCCAUGGCUUGCUGAGCCGAGUGAGAGCGUGCAGGUCUGCCUCGGUGGGUUCUCAGAUGGGAGGAGAGGGAGGAACUCUCUGGGAAGGUGGCUGUUAAGAUCCUCUUCAGCAGAUGGACUACCAUCCUUGGCUGCCUGGAAGGGAAGAAAUGAGAAAAUGGGGAACGGCUCCUCUCUGGUCCUGCACCUCUCGCUUCUGGGCAAUGCUUUUGAGCGCUCAGUACCCUUGGGCUCCCUUGCCGGAUUUCUUCAGCAUCACUGCAAUGAAGCGGAGCUCGUUUUCCUUCGUUGCGUCCAAGGUCCCAUGUGAAAACUGAUGGAAGCCAGAGCAUCCCAAACUCCCUCUCUCUCUCUCCGAAACCGAAGCCCCAGCCCUUCCCCAGGGAACACCGUCUUCCCAGGACCCAGGCCGGGCUGGAUGGACCUCUUCCCUUCCCGCACAGAGCCUCUGCUCUCCCUUUUAUAAUGUUCAGAUCCUUUUGAAAUGUGAAUAUCAGUUUGGUUUUUUGUUGUUGGUUUUUGUUUUGUUUUUUGUUUUUUUUUCGUUUUGUUUUUUUUUUCCCCGAGUCUGUCCUGGCUCUCGGGGCUUGGGAAUAAAUUAUGACCCACCAAAAAAAAAAAAAAAAAAAAGAAAGAAAGAAAAAAGAGGAAGAAUACAUUUUAUAUAUAUGCAAAACUGUGUAUUUAUGUCGGAUAGAAACAAAAGAUGUGUGAAUAUGCUGA